This is a messenger RNA of Lates calcarifer (barramundi perch), 1028 nucleotides long. RefSeq names its product small nuclear RNA activating complex, polypeptide 5 (gene snapc5). Gene Ontology annotation, cellular component: nucleus. NCBI's taxonomy places the organism in Eukaryota, Metazoa, Chordata, Actinopteri, Centropomidae. The record is from RefSeq and is a predicted model, not a curated record. The coding region runs from base 202 to 567 and encodes 121 amino acids. The transcript has 4 exons. Gene Ontology annotation, biological process: transcription initiation at RNA polymerase III promoter; transcription by RNA polymerase II.
UAUGACCGCAUAAACGCAGGAACUAAACUUUAGCUUGUAGCAGCAAUUGUAGCAUAAUAGCUAAGUUGUCAUAGUCCAAAGUAACAGCUGUCAGAAGCACCUUAUCGUGUAUCUACCGCUUUCGACGUUCAUAUGGAGCUGUAGGCAGGAUUUAUAAACAGAGUGCUGAGGAAUGGUCUGACUGCAGCAGCACCAGUAAAGAUGCAUAGCCGUCUGCAGGAGCUGAAGAAGGAAGAGGAGACUCUCCUUAAAAUCAAAGUGAUGCUGCAAGAUCAACUGAACCGUUUGAAGUUUGAGGAAGGGGCCUUGAAAUCUAUCAUUAAUGCUCAAACAGAAGAAGGAGCAUCUCAACGCCUAUCCCCAGAAACUGAGGUCCAUAUUAACCUUGAUGAUGAGAGCGAGAUCAAUCAAACCAAACUGCUACUGAAUGCUGCUGGAGAUUAUGAUAUGGAGGAGGAGGAGGAAGAAGAUGAUGAUGAGGAGGAGGAAGAUGAAGAGGAUGAUGAAGAAGAUGACAAUGAUCUUGGAUUUGUGCCUGAGGAGGAUGAGGAUGAUGAUGAUUACUGAGAUUCUCAGUGUUUCAUGGGCCUUCUGCAUUUGCACCACUGAGGAAGAACCAUGUGUAAACGGACAGCUGGUUAUUUGUUCACCUGUUUUGUACUAUCACUUAUGAAGUUUAAUUUAUUUGGAUGGAGUGAAUAACAGUUACAGUGUAAUGAUGUGUGGUGCUAACAGUAUCCUCUCCUUUGCCUGAUUAAGGCAUGUCAUCAGGACUUCAAACUAUGUUAGAAUUCAUGUGUCAAACUUUGUGAGAAACAUCUCACUCAAUGCAGUAAAACAGUGUUAUUAGGUGCUUAUAGCUUACUAGAUAUAUUGUGCAUUCUGAACAUAAGAAACUGAGCAGCAAUUCACUUGAGAAUCAGAUGUUGAGAUGUGGCUGUUAGCAUGGAUAUGUAUGGCUGGGCCAUAUAAGAAUAUAGUGUGUAUACACUAUUGUAAGCACAAAAUAAAAUGUUUUGCAUAAGGUU